Messenger RNA from Bemisia tabaci, 3133 nucleotides. RefSeq names its product phosphatidylinositol 3-kinase 59F (gene Pi3K59F). Gene Ontology annotation, molecular function: 1-phosphatidylinositol-3-kinase activity. The record is from RefSeq and is a predicted model, not a curated record. Gene Ontology annotation, biological process: autophagy of peroxisome; endocytosis; autophagosome assembly. Lineage: Eukaryota; Metazoa; Arthropoda; Insecta; Hemiptera; Aleyrodidae. Gene Ontology annotation, cellular component: phosphatidylinositol 3-kinase complex, class III, type II; cytoplasm; phagophore assembly site.
GCUGUGUUGUUAUCAAUUUUUUCAAUAGUUUGAGCGUGUUUAAAGUUUCUCUCCUCGUAACUUUAUCAAAUUGACGCGUCGAAACAUGUCAUGAUCGCCCAUUUACCGCGUCUCUACCGUAUUUAAUAUCCAACGCUAGUGGAACUCUACGAGUGUGAGCAUUUCUCAAGAAUGGAUAAUUCCAGUGAAAAUUUUCAUUACGUUUACAGCUGCUCCCUUGAAGCCAAAAUUCAAAUUAAAGUCGGAACUUUGGAAGGUGUGAUUCUUAAGCCAGAAUAUGAUAAAAUGCUUGCUGAUCCAAUGCUAAAAUUCUCUGGUCUCUAUCAACAAUCAUGCGCGGACUUGAUGGUUGUAUGCCAAGUAUUCUCAGAUGGCGAUCCUCUUUCCUUACCCAUAUCAACACCGUAUAAAUCUUUUACAAAUAGAUGGAACUGGAAUAAAUGGCUUGAACUUCCUCUCAUGUUCAGCGAUUUACCUCGUCAUGCCCAGCUUGCACUAACCAUCUAUGACUGCGGAGGAUCUGCUUCUAUCAUGCCAGUCGGAGGCACCACUAUUUCUCUUUUUGGUAAGCAUGGUGUCUUUAGACAAGGUAUGUUGGACCUGAGAGUUUGGCCAAAACAAGUAGCUGAUGGAAACUAUCCAAGCAAAACUCCCGGGAAACCACAGGAUGAUGAUAAAGAACAUAAGCAAACACUAGCUAAAUUAGCUAAGAAACAUCAUAAUGGUCACAUGUUAGAGGUUGAUUGGCUGGACCGACUGACUUUCCGGGAGAUAGAAAUAAUAAAUGAAAAGGAGAAAAAGUGCUCUAAUUACAUGUACCUUAUGGUAGAAUUUCCAACAGUGGUGUAUGAUAACAUUGUACAUUCGGUGGUUUACUACGAGCAAGAUGGUGAUGAGCUGUAUCAGUUUCGUGUGCAAGCAGAUCUAGUCACAGUACCUGACCCCGAAGUUUUGCAGGAGAAUCUUGUUGAAAAUAAACACCAUAAGCUGGCAAGAAGCGUGCGUAGUGGAAUUUCUGAUAAAGAUGCCAAACCUAAUGCAACAGUUAGAGACUUGCUACACACAAUCAUUGGAUACCCUCCAACAAAGCAGCUGACUACCGAGGAAGAAGAUCUUAUCUGGAAAUUUCGUUUUUAUCUAUGCAACCACAAAAAAGCUCUCUCCAAAUUUUUAGAAUGUGUCAAUUGGAGAUCAAACACCGAGGCCCGGCAAGCAUUAGAUUUGUUGCAGCAGUGGGCUCCUAUGGACAUCGAGGAUGCCCUACAACUUCUGAGCCCAGCAUUUACACAUCCAGCUGUCCGCCGCUAUGCUGUCACUCGUUUACAACAUGCGUCAGAUGAUGAUCUUUUCCUGUACCUUCUUCAGCUUGUCCAAGCUUUGAAGUAUGAAAGUUUCGAUGACAUAAAUGAAGCAUAUAAAAAAAUUAAGGCUAGAGAUACUGCAUCUGAUACAUCUCUAAGUGGGGCUCAUGACGAAUCAGUGAUGAAAGACAGCACAAUACCUGCUGUUAAAAGUUUUAAGAUUUAUCAAGAAACUGAUUGUCCCAACAUGGAAAUGGAUUUGAGUAUGUUCCUUAUCCAUCGAGCUUGCCGAAAUUUUACGCUAGCCAAUUACUUCUACUGGUACUUAACUAUUGAGUGUGAGGAUCAAGAUACUACUGUAAAGCAAGAUUUGCGAACUAGAGAAAUGUAUAUGACUGUCAUGACAAUUUUUAUGCAAACUUUAAAGCAAGGAAGUCUUGAGUGGCAAAAGCGGCAAUUGUAUUUAACAAGGCAGCAAGUUUUUAUUGAUAAUUUAGUGGAACUUGUUAAAAAAGUAGCCAGAGAAAGUGGAAAUCGGAAGAAAAAAAUGGAUAGAUUACAGGCUCUUCUAUCUAAUCAAGAACCGUUUCGAAUGAAUUUUCUCAAUUUUGAACCUCUGCCUUUACCUUUAGACCCAAAUGUCCUCAUCAAAGGUAUCAUUCCUCAAAAAGCAAUUCUUUUUAAAUCAGCUCUAAUGCCUUCGCGUCUUUCAUUCUUGACUGUAGAUGAUAAUGAAUAUGUGGCAAUUUUUAAACACGGAGAUGAUCUACGUCAAGAUCAAUUAAUUCUUCAAAUCAUUACUCUAAUGGAUAAACUUCUCAGAAGUGAAAAUUUAGAUCUGAAGUUAACACCUUACCGUGUUUUGGCCACAAGUACUAAGCAUGGUUUUGUUCAAUUCAUUGAAUCUGUGCCUGUUGCUGAAGUUCUUGCGACAGAAGGCACCAUUCAAAACUUUCUCAGGAAACGGCACCCCAGUGAAAGUGGCCCUUUCGGCAUUUCUGCCGACGUAAUGGAUACUUAUGUCAGAAGCUGUGCUGGUUACUGCGUUAUUACCUACCUGUUGGGUGUAGGAGAUCGUCACUUUGAUAAUUUGAUGUUAACAAACAAUGGAAAGUUGUUUCAUAUUGAUUUUGGUUACAUUCUUGGCCGUGAUCCAAAACCUCUUCCUCCUCCCAUGAAACUCAGCAAAGAAAUGGUAGAAGCUAUGGGUGGUAUUAAUUCAGAACUUUACCACGAGUUUCGUAAACAGUGCUACACGGCCUUCCUUCAUCUAAGAAGACAUUCCAAUUUAAUUUUGAACUUAUUCUCACUCAUGGUGGAUGCUAGUGUUCCAGACAUUGCUCUGGAGCCAGACAAAGCCGUCAAGAAGGUACAAGAUAAAUUUAGACUUGACCUUGGAGACGAAGAAGCCAUUCAUCACUUGCAGAAUUUACUUGAUCUCUCAGUCACAGCUGUUAUGGCUGCUUUAGUGGAGCAGUUUCAUAAAUUUGCUCAGUAUUGGAGAAAAUAAGUGUGCAAAAUGUGAUUUUUGGGUCAUCUGUGCUUUUCUGCUGCCACAAAAACAAUACAAAUCAUUAAUUUUCCUCAACUUCCUACAGUUCCUAAAAAUUGGCAUGUACCUACUUCUACUUAUCAAGAGACCCUGAAUGUGAUAAGAUAAAGUGGCCCUUGUUGUUUUAGACUUUUCAUUAUCAUCAGUCACGUGAAACAUGUAAGAUAAUAGUAAUUGACCUCUAUUUUUUAUGACGUAGCUCAUUUGCGGUCAUUAUUUUGAUUAAAUUGAACUCAGACUUUUAAAUAAAUUAUAGUGCCUACUCAGUGUGUUUUUCCAA